AUGCCAGUGCAUUUUGACACACAUCAUGUUGUAAGAAGUUUGCAAGAUAAAGGUUUUACCACUGCCCAAUCCGAAGCUAUUUUGUACGUUAUGAAAGACGCGAUGGCAGAUUCAUUAGAAGCGCAAUCACGUAUUCUCGCGACAAAGUCGGAACAUGUCGAACUUAAAGCCGAAUUAUCCGAACGAGUAUUUAACUCGACACUUAAAUUCGAUAUUGCACAACGUCAUUCACGUGAGCUACUGGAACGUGAUUUCAAUACGUUAAAACAAGACAUUCGAAUGCUUGAAAAGAUUGAUUUUGAUAAAAUUCGAAUGGAAAUUGCCGAGCUUGAGAAGAAAUUUCUAUUGCAAAAGCAGGCGGAAGAUGAGACGUUGAAUGAGUUACGAUUAUCCAUGGAAAAGGUGGAAAAGCGAAUGCUUCAGUAUGCAGUUGGUUUUGCCGGUACGAUCAUGGCGGUGGGUGCUGCAUUAACACGUUUAGUUCUCUAG
Molecule: messenger RNA, 489 nt
Organism: Peronospora belbahrii
Lineage: Eukaryota; Oomycota; Peronosporomycetes; Peronosporales; Peronosporaceae
Source: the annotation of a GenBank genome assembly